AUGCCAAAAAACCAAGGCUGUUUCCUUACGAACCAGAGGUCUGAAAAGUGCCUCGCCUCGGGGGACUGUGAACCAGGAACCUCAGGAGAAUUGGGAGGAAUUAAACGCAUCAAAAUAGAACCCGAUGAAGUGGACAUUAUUCAAAUCACCGUUCCAGAUAAGGGACCUGGCAACGAUUCGCAGCACGACGAGAAGCAGAUGGAGGGCAAGGAUGGCAUAGGUGACGUUUUAAGUCACUUGAGGAAACAAGUGGAAAUUUUGUUCAAUGCAAGAUACGCUAAAGCCAUAGGGAUUUCGGGGCCUGUCAAGGUCCCGUAUUCCAAAUUCUUGAUGUACCCAGAGGACCUCUUCGUGGUGGGUUUGCCAGACGGCAUUUUGCUCAGACGGCCAAACUGCUUUGGGAUCGCAAAGCUUAAAAAGAUUCUCCAAGCUAGCAGCAGCAUCCGGUUUGUGAUCAAGAGACCAGAGCUGCUCACCGAAGGAGCGAAGGAGACAACCUCGGAGAGCUCAGGAACAAUCGGCAGUGAAAGAGACUCCAAUGAAUGUCUUGUGGAAGAAACUGUAAAAAGACCGGGAUUUCAAGAAAAUUAUGAUACUCGGCUUUCAAGAAUAGAUAUUGCAAACACAUUGAGGGAACAGGUUCAAGAUCUUUUCAAUAAGAAGUAUGGUGAGGCUUUGGGCAUCAAGUACCCAGUUCAAGUGCCAUACAAGCGCAUCAAAAGCAACCCCGGGUCGGUGAUCAUUGAGGGGCUGCCCCCAGGAAUCCCCUUCCGGAAACCGUGCACCUUCGGCUCCCAGAACUUGGAGAGGAUCUUAGCCGUGGCGGACAAGAUCAAGUUCACGGUAACAAGACCUUUCCAAGGACUCAUCCCUAAACCUGCCCCUAGACGGAUAUCCACCUUGGAAAAGGCUUACGCUGCUUUGAACGAUGAGGAUGAUGCCAACCGGUUGGGGGAGAAGGUGAUUCUCCGGGAACAAGUGAAAGAGCUCUUUAAUGAAAAAUACGGAGAGGCUCUGGGCUUGAACCGGCCCGUUCUGGUGCCAUAUAAAUUGAUCCGGGACACGCCUGACGCCAUCGAAGUGACCGGCCUGCCCGACGACGUCCCUUUCCGGAACCCCAACACCUACGACAUCCACCGGCUGGAGAAGAUCCUCAAAGCCAGGGACCGCAUCCGGAUGGUGGUGACCAGCCAGUUCCAGCCGUUUGCAGACCGUGGUACGGAGGCCAAACAGCCAGAAAACGACGGCGCCGUUCCUAAACGGAAGCGGAAGAGGAUCUCGGAAGGGAAUUCGGUCUCUUCCUCCUCCUCCUCGUCCUCCUCCUCGUCUUCAAACCUGGAGUCCGCAUCAUCAACCAAUCAGCUCUCGCUUGUGCAAUGGCCCAUGUACAUGUUGGACUACGGUGGGCUCAACGUUCAAAUCCCAGGACCUAUGAAUUAUUGAGACUUCCGUCUCAGAAUCAGAACCUCGAACAAAACCUAAUUUUAAUGGCUAACGAUGUGUAAUUUUUUGUACAAAGUGUAUAUUCCAAUAUGUAUCGAUGCCUUUUAGUUUUUCCAAUGAUUUUUACACUAUAUUCCUGCCAGCAGGGCCUUUUGGAAUAAAAAAUGGAAGUGUUGCCUUGCUCAGAAAAAUGAUUUCUAAGUCUUUCCCAACCACAUCUGCACACCUAAGCUCACGCUUGGGGAAGACAGGGCACCAAAAAGGUAAAGGGAACGUGGCCAAAAAAAAACAAGGCCUGCCAGUAAAUUGCAUGUAAAGACGCAAUCUAUGCAAGUUUCGGCAACAAAAGAGAACCUACCACAAGCAGUGAGUCCCAGUAAGUGCUGUGGACAGUGCUGGUGAGUCAGGGGUUAAUAUUUGGAGGUGGGACCCUCUGCCUUUUGGUGGAAGGGUCUUGGCAGGAAGAAACCCCAGGUGGUGGGGCAUAAGAUGUCUGCUGGAAUCAACUGUGCUUUUUUAAAA
Messenger RNA from Varanus komodoensis (Komodo dragon), 1965 nucleotides. It is a transcript of the gene GTF2IRD1, whose product is annotated as GTF2I repeat domain containing 1. The transcript has 17 exons. NCBI's taxonomy places the organism in Eukaryota, Metazoa, Chordata, Lepidosauria, Squamata, Varanidae. Gene Ontology annotation, cellular component: nucleus. Bases 1 to 1443 code for a protein of 480 amino acids. The record is from RefSeq and is a predicted model, not a curated record. Gene Ontology annotation, molecular function: DNA-binding transcription factor activity.